ACGAAUUUGAAUCUCUUUCUUUCUCUCUCCCCUUUUCACACAGAGUCGAGUACUCGCAUAUCUCGGCGAGACUGAAGAACAAUAUCGGCCUUCAAUCUCUUCUUUACUUCCAUAUUUCGAAUGUCUUUAUUUCUGGCGAUGAAAAUAACUUGUUUCUUCUGAAGUAGUUCGGAAAUCCGAGCUUUAGAGGUCGAUACUUCCAUUUUCAAUCCCUUAUCGCGCAUACAGUUCUCGCAAAAACCCAUUGAGCAGAUCUUGGAUCCAUCGUUGUGAGUUUGCUAUGGAGGGUGUGUUAAUUGACUGUGUACAGAACAGUCUACGGCAUCUGUUGUACCGCAAUGCUAUUUUCAUGUGCGAACGGCUCUGCUCUGAGUUUCCCUCGGAGGUAUGUAUCUUUUUUUCAAACCCAUGAAUGUGUUUUUUGAGACUCAAUAUUUCCCUAUGUUCUGAUAUUAUCGCAAAGUUUUGUCUUCAACUUCCCAAAAAAAUGACUUAGUGUAAGUAGGCACUAUUAUUAGCUACUUCGAUAAAAGAGAAUGAUGAAGAAUAAUUGCUAAAAACAAGUAGUGUGAAUUUAUAAAAAAAUUCUUAUCUUCAUGAAAGAAGCCAAAGUAAGUCUACUUUGAAAGGAAAAGAUGUGCCCAUCAAAAUUUACCUAAAAUAAGCAAAACCCUUUCAUUGUUGGUUUAGUAUAGAAGAGUUAGGUGCUUGUGUAACUCUUCAUAUAUCUUGAUCUGGAGUGUCAAGCUUCUGUUAUAGAGAGGACUUGGGGGAACUUUUAGUUAAUAGAGGAUAUUAAGCAGAAUUAAGAUUUUAUUUUUUUGCUGCUUCAAGUUUUAGCAAAAGCAAGUAAAUUCUAAUUAAUCAAGUUGCCUUAUUUGACAAGUCAACUAUACUUCUUCAUAGCUUCAUUUUUUGGUAAUGCACCUAUCAUAGUAACUAGUUUUCUAUCAAAUUAUUCUUUCUUGCUAAUUUUGUCGAGUGCAGGCAAACUUGCAAUUGUUAGCUGCAUGUUACUUGCAAAGCAACCAAGCUUACUCAGCUUACCACAUUCUAAAGGAUGGAUCUCCUGAAUGAAGCCGAAAUGGCAUUAUGCCCUUCUAAUGAGCCUAAUGCAGAGGUCCCAAAUGGUGCAGCUGGUCAUUAUCUUCUUGGGCUCGUAUACAGAUACACAGAUAGAAUGAGAAGUGCUGCUCAUCAAUUUAACCAGGCUUUAUCACUAGAUCCUCUGUUGUGGGCUGCAUACGAGGAGUUGUGUAAAUUAGGAUCUGCUGGAGAAGCAACAGCAGUGUUUGGGGAAUCUGCUUCUGAAUGCAUCCAGAAGCAGUAUUUGAGUCAUGAUGUAGCUCCCCAGUUGCAGUCAUCCAGUGACGAUCACCAUCCAGUUUCUGGGAGACAACUGGCUGAAAGUGUUAGUCCAAGGCAUUUGAGACAUUUGCAUGUCAAUAACAUUAAGGAAAAUUCUGUAAAUCAUAAUGGUGCAGUUUUUUCUGGAAGCGCUGCUAGCCAAUCCAAUAAUGGCGUUCAUGCUAACAUAUCGUUUUAUAAUACUCCGUCCCCAAUGGCCAACCAGCUGUCAGGUAUGGCUCCUCCACCUAUAUGUAGAAACAUGCUCCCAAAUGGUCCAAAUUCUAGUUCCGUUGGUGCUGAUGGGUCCCCAAGAUCAACCGUGAAAUCUACCAUUCAAGCUCCUCGAAGAAAGUUUGUGGAUGAGGGAAAGCUAAGAAAGAUAUCAGGAAGGUUGUUCUCUGAUUCUGGUCCCAGACGAAGCACCAGACUUGCCGGAGAAACUGGUUCCAUAGCAAAUUUAAGUGGCAUUGCUGUAGCUGGGAAUGGAGCAAAUCAUUCUUCUAAAUAUCCUAGCAGUAGUUCUAAGUUGGGCUCUGCAGCAUUUCGUUCAGUAACUGUUAGAAAGGGGCAAUCCUGGUCUACUGAAAGUCUUACUGAAGGGACCCGGUCUGAGCUUGACGACUCUCGUUCAAAUACUACCACCACUUCUGGUUCAUCCCCCUCACCUGAUACUAGAUCUUCUGAACGUGAUGGUUCAAUCAUGUCAAUAGGUCGGGCUUCCAUGAGUGUAUCAAAAGUUGCUAGUGGUGCUUCAGAAGUACUGUCCCUUAUGAAAAUCCUUGGGGAAGGUUACAGACUUUCCUGUCUAUACCGGUGUCAGGAUGCACUUGAUGUAUUUCUGCAACUUCCUCAUAAGCAUUAUAACACAGGCUGGGUGCUAUCUCAGGUUGGAAAAGCUCAUUUUGAAUUGGUUGAUUAUCUAGAAGCUGAGCGUGCCUUUAGCAAUGCCCGCUUGGCUUCCCCUUAUAGCUUAGAAGGAAUGGAUAUAUAUUCUACCGUUCUAUAUCAUCUGAAGGAGGAUAUGAGAUUGAGUUAUUUGGCACAGGAGCUAAUAUCAACAGACCGCUUGGCCCCUCAGUCAUGGUGUGCAAUGGGAAAUUGCUAUAGCAUGCAGAAAGACCAUGAAACUGCUCUCAAGAACUUUCAACGAGCAGUGCAGCUAAAUUCAAGAUUCACCUAUGCUCACACCCUUUGUGGCCAUGAAUAUGUGGCUUUGGAGGAUUUCGAGAAUGGAAUUAAGAGUUACCAAAAUGCCCUUCAGAUUGAUGCAAGACAUUAUAAUGCUUGGUAUGGUCUUGCAAUGAUAUAUCUUCGCCAGGAGAAAUACGAGUUCUCGGAGCAUCAUUUUCGAAAGGCUCUCCAAAUAAACCCUCGUUCUUCUGUGAUAAUGUCUUAUCUUGGGACUUCCUUGCAUGCCUUGAAGAGAAACGAUGAAGCUUUAGCAAUGAUGGAGAAGGCUAUAGUAGCAGAUAGGAAGAAUCCUCUCCCGAUGUAUCAAAAAGCCAACAUCCUUGUGAGUAUGGAGGAUUUCGAUGGUGCGUUACAAGUUCUAGAAGAACUUAAAGAAUAUGCUCCUCAUGAAAGCAGCGUGUAUGCAUUGAUGGGAAGGAUAUACAAACGUCGACUUAUGUAUGACAAAGCCAUGCUUCAUUUUGGUCUAGCUUUGGAUUUGAAGCCUUCGGCAACAGACGUGGCUACUAUCAAGGCCGCCAUCGAGAAAUUACAUGUACCCGAUGAAUUAGAAGAUAACUUAUAAAGCUCGUAUGCAAGUGCAGCUGUAAAAUAUCUGUCGGGAUUUUUGAUACAACGAAUCUCAACCCUAUUUCUGAACCAAUCCUCUUCCGUUCUUUAAGCCUUACAUUCAGAGUCUUAUAGGUGUUAGAUGUUCGUAUUGCCAGAUAAAUGAAUGUCGUAGACACGAUCAAUAGUGUUUCAUAAUUUGUAUCAUGUACCAAAUUAGUUGAACCGCUGGCAAAAGGCUUGUAACAUAAGUUAUCGUUCGUUGAUCUUGUCGGCUAAUUUGUUUUCGAUUUGU
Molecule: messenger RNA, 3385 nt
Organism: Cynara cardunculus var. scolymus (artichoke)
Lineage: Eukaryota; Viridiplantae; Streptophyta; Magnoliopsida; Asterales; Asteraceae
Product: cell division cycle protein 27 homolog B
Exons: 16
Coding region: 1061-3106 (681 amino acids)
Biological process (GO): cell division
Molecular function (GO): protein binding
Source: RefSeq, a predicted model, not a curated record